AUGGCUGACGUUGAGAUGGCAGACGAGUCCAUCGUUGAGCUGCACCCCUCCUGGGAUGUUGCUCUCGUUGUUGCUCACGACAACACACAGAAGAAAUUCCUUGUCUCCUCCCAUAUUCUGAAAGUCGCAUCCAAAUCCUUCAACUCUCUUCUUGCUUCCAAGUUUGAGGAAGGCGCCAAGACCCAACCCGAUUCGAAGCCCGAUAUUCUCUUGCACCAUGACAACCCCGACGCCAUGGAGAUCAUCCUUUCCAUUCUACACUACAAGCACCGAGACGAGUGGUACAGCCUCAGUGCCAAGAUGAUUGCAGUCUUGGCCGUGCACCUGGACAAAUACGACUGCUCUGCGUCUCUCAGACUGUGGGUGAAUCACUGGCUCAUCAACUUUGGGCAGGUGGAGCAUGGGGACGUUGGCUACCUCUUGGCAGCGACCGCCUACCUUGGUGAGUCGGCAAAGUUCCAGAAGAUGACAAGAUCUGCUAUCCUGUAUCUUCCAAUGAAUUUUGACUUCAAUGCUUGGUCUGAAGACGAAGUUGUGUCUGCCUUGCCGGACAAUGUCAUUCGCAACAUUGCUCGCAAGAUGAAAUCGGUCAAGCGACGUCUGUACGCUCUCUUGCAGGAAACUAUCAUCGACCUUGGACGGAACGAAUCCGAGAUUGGCCUGAUGGACACUUCCCGCUGCAGCAAGUGUCUCCGCAUCUACAAGAGAAACCACAACAUGCGUUGCCCCAACUGCCCGCCUACCAGUGGCCAGCAGUCCGAAGUGGGUGACUUUCCGGUCGUCUGUUCUCCCGAGACUCGAGUAGCUGAGUGCACACGCUUCUUCACAAAGUACCAGCUGUACCCGAACGAAAAGGCAUGGCGCGAGGGUACCAUUGCCGACAUCGCCCGCCGUUUCAACAAGAUCAGGGAAACGAGCACCCACCGGUGCGACUUUGACCAGAGGUGCCCUUUGAAGAAGCGGUUGGGCGAGCUGAACGACGCCGCGGUCGAGGUGGUUGACGGCAUCCGGGGCUGGAAGCUGAAGCUUUCUACCAUGGAUGAUGAUGUUGUCAAGGCUGACGGCGUGGACGAGCCCAGUAAGGAUUUGAAGUGCGAAGGCAAGUAA
Messenger RNA from Colletotrichum fioriniae, 1107 nucleotides. RefSeq lists its product as uncharacterized. The record is from RefSeq and is a predicted model, not a curated record. Gene Ontology annotation, molecular function: protein binding. Lineage: Eukaryota; Fungi; Ascomycota; Sordariomycetes; Glomerellales; Glomerellaceae.